Messenger RNA from Astyanax mexicanus (Mexican tetra), 3286 nucleotides. RefSeq names its product sterile alpha motif domain containing 1b (gene samd1b). Gene Ontology annotation, molecular function: protein binding; DNA binding. Bases 231 to 2177 code for a protein of 648 amino acids. NCBI's taxonomy places the organism in Eukaryota, Metazoa, Chordata, Actinopteri, Characiformes, Acestrorhamphidae. The record is from RefSeq and is a predicted model, not a curated record. The transcript has 7 exons.
UUCAUUUGAUUUAAGAACAAAUGUUGUUGCUACUGCAUGAGGUUGUUUCUUGUUAAGGCAGUACUGCGGUUUCCCGAUUUUCGGUGUAACUCAGUCAGUCCACCUUAAGCGCUCCGCUCCACCUUAAGCGCUGAACGCAGGCGUAUAGCGAGCUCAGAGCGCAGAAACGGCAAGAAGCGGAGAAAGAGCGGAGCUUCGGGCGGGACCAGGACCGGAGUCCGGAGUAGACCAUGUCGAACUUGCGGUACCGCGACUGGAUCCUGGACACGAUAGACUCGCUGCGCUCGCGGAAAGCGCGCCCGGACCUGGAGCGGAUCUGCCGGAUGGUGCGGCGGCGGCACGGAUCGGACCCCGAGCGCACGCGCGCCGAGCUCGAGCGGCUCAUCCAGGAGCGGGCGGUGCUGAAAGUCAGUUACAAGGGGUCCACCUCCUACCGGAACGCAGCCAGGGUGCAGCGCAAGGGCCGGAGGACUACCGCCGACCAGACCACCGACAGCACGGACAACAACAAGCUCGAGCUGUCUUUGCGCGACCGCGAGCGCAGCAACAGCGGCGGCAGCAGCAGUAGCGGUAGUAACGGUAACGGUGACUCUAGUAGCUGUAACGGCAAUGACGAACAAAGCAGCAACAACAACAACCAGAGCACGAGCGGAAGCACGCACGCGGAGCGAGAGCCGACCAGGAGUUGCGGAAAGUCGUUGUGCAAGAGUUGCACGAGCAUCUGCACCUGCACAAGCACAAGCACGAGCGCCCGCGCUCCAAGUGUCGCACCCGCAACCCCGGACCCCCGGCGCGAGCAAACUUCCUGCAGUGAGAAGCAGCAGCAGCACUGCGUGCUCGUUAAGUCUGAAUGUGGUGGUGGUGUUAAACAUGGUGGAGGUGGUUUCACUGGUACAUGUGAUGGUAGAGAUGGUGCAGAUGCAGGUGCAGAUGUUGGUGCUUGUUCUACUCGUGUCGAUGGUGGUAAACAAGGUGCAGGUAGUUCUAUUAGUAAAAGUGCUGCUGUCAAUGGUGGUGGUAGUCACGCGCCGCUGGGACCUAGGGAGGUCCUGGGCUGCCUGAGCGCGCACGAGCAGCUCGAGACGCUGACGAGGCACCGCGCGCGAGCGCUGGAGAGCAGCACGGGCAGCAGGAACAGCAGCAGGAGGAGGAAGAGGAGGAUGAUGAUGGUGGUGGUGGAGAUGAAGAAGAAGAGCAGGACAACGGAGGCAUCAGCUGCUGCUGCUGCUGCAGCGCGUGCGCUCGGGCAGGCCGGCUCGCGACUGUGUAAGGCGAUGAAGAGGAGGAAGAGGAUGAAGGGUGGAGGAGGUGCGCGGGACGAUCAGAGCAAGGACGAGGAGAAGGAUGACGAGACUAUGGAGACAGAGAGUGAGGAAGAAGAGGAUGCAGAGGAAGAAGUGGAGGAAGAGCAAGAGAAAAUGGAAGGGGACGAUUUGUCUCCAGUUUGCCACCAGACCACCAAAACCGAAGAAGGUUCACCAGGGGUCCCGGGUCUGAACCCUGGUCCACUUUCAUCACUGGAGAAGAAGUCCAGUAAUGUUGACCAAAGAGUGAUGAUGUCAGCGGAAAACCUCCAGCCUCUGUUGUUGGCGGCAUCAUCUUCGUUGUCUUCAUCCCCAUCACCAUCAUCACCGUCAAGACAGGAUGCGGACAGUGAAUGUGGGAGGGUGAACCAGGUGGCAACUGUUGGCACAGGAGAUUUGCAAGAGGAGGAAAGAUCAGCCACACCAAACCAACUACAGUUCAACACACAGACUCUGUCGGUUAUGGUGACAGACAGUGUGAGGAUUCCGUCUUCUAUUCCUAUUAAAACUUAUUCAGGCUGUAAGACAGAGGUGGGCAUGUCUUCAUGCUUGCUCACUCCCUCCGCCUCUCCGGGAGCAGCUGAGGAACGAGGGAUGAACGGAGGAAUGUUUGUGAAGACGGAGUCUUCAGUAGUGAAUCCAGUGGAUUGGACAGUAUCAGAUGUAGCCAAUUAUUUUACAGCUGUGGGAUUUCCAGAGCAGGCUCUCGCUUUCAGAACACAGGAAAUAGAUGGGAAGUCCCUCCUCCUGAUGCAGCGCAACGAUGUGCUGACCGGCCUGUCAAUCAGACUAGGCCCCGCCCUCAAGAUUUACGAGCGCCACGUGAAGGUUUUGCAGAGGACCCAUUUUCAGGACGACGGCGCUUUCUGCUGAAACACACACACAUUGUUUUACACACACACUGUUCUACAAAAACACACAAUUGAACUCAUUCUUACAGUCCUCACACACACACACACACACAGACAGACACACAUGCUGGACAAUGAAACUCACACACACAUUCACACACAUUAUGUCCUCAAUUCUACACAAUUACAUAUAAACACACACACACACUUUAUUACCAUUGUGUGUCCUCCCCCCCUCGUCCCUGUAGGGAUAUAAAAACUGGACGGGUGUAAAUCUCAAUAUUAAAAAAAUGGAACCCAAGUCCAGCUGUACCUGCGUGUGCAGCCGGUUCUGGUCUGAACUGGAUCAGUGGACCACGGAUCUGCGGUACUAUUUAUUUCCUGCUCUGACCUUGUGGAGGUGCGUGAUGUUCAGCAGGGGGCAGCAGACCACCAGUUAAACUCCAGUCUUCCUCCUGUAGCACCAGACCAGCAGCAGAUCUACAGACCCGAGGCCCAGUAAACCCAGUGCCGUUACACUGCGUUCACACAGCAGGUAAAAGUGGCCCAUAUCAGAAUCUGUCUGGUCAUGUGACACAAAGGUGUUAUCUGUGAGGCAGUGUGAAUAGCAGAAAUACACUGAAUCUGAUAUUUUCUAUUCUGAUUUGAGUCACUUUAAUAUGUGGUAUUGAAAUCCCAGUCAUAUGUGACACAAAUGUGUUAUCUGUGUGGCAGUGUGAACAGUAGAAAUACUCUUAAGAUGAAUUAUUCAAAUACCAUUUGGUCUGAAUCUGACAUUCUAAGUCCGAUUUGGGCCAUUUUGGUAUAUGUAGCAGUGUAAAUAAUCAAAACACAUUGAAUAUGACUUUUUGAAAUUAGAUUUGGGCCACUUUCAUGUGUGUGGAAGUGUAAACAGCAAAAACACUCUGAAUCUGAUUUUCCACUUUAAUGUGACACAGAUGUGCAAUAUGUGUGGCAAUGUGAACGGCAAAAAACUGAAUUAGAUUUCCAAUUUCAAUUUGGGUCUUUUUCAUAUUUGUGGCAGUGUGAACAGCAAAAACACAAUGAAUCAGAUUUUUAGUUCAGAUUUGGGCUGUUUUGGUACGGUAGGAGUGUGAACAACCAAAACUCAUUAAAUAAACCUUUUUUAAA